AUGAAUCCCGACAGAAAAAAGGCGAAGGAGCUCGAGGCACGACUGCGUGAGCUUGAAUGUGAUCUUGAGGAUGAGCGUCGGAGAAAUGCGGACUCACAAAAAUCAGCGAGAAGGAUGGAACGGAAGCUCAAAGAAACUAAGCUUAUCUCCUCUGACGAAAAAGAACAAAUCGCACGGCUCUUAGAACAAGCUCAGAGGCUCCAGUCACAAGCAAAGAAGUAUCAAAAGGUUGCACAAGAGCAAGAAGAAGCAGCAAACCAAUAUAUGAAUAAGUAUCGUCAAUUGCAGCACGAGCUUGAUGCUGUUGAAGAGCGCGCGGAUAUGGCUGAAUCUGCCCUUUUGAAAAUGAGAGCUCCGAAGUCAUUUGGGCAUUAA
Molecule: messenger RNA, 375 nt
Organism: Oikopleura dioica
Lineage: Eukaryota; Metazoa; Chordata; Appendicularia; Copelata; Oikopleuridae
Source: the annotation of a GenBank genome assembly